AUGGCGCUGUCGCCAAAGCAUGCGACGUCGCUGCUGCGCCGCUGUGGAGAGGAGUCACUUCCCAUCCGUGGCGAGCGAAGACUUCGAUCUCUCCGGAGCCAGCGCAUCGAAAUUGACGUGCUGCACUGCAAUGCGCUUAUCUGCGGCUGGUCCCGACAGAGUCAUUGGGAGGAGGUCUUGGGCUUCUCCUGUCUACAAGACAUCCCGGGCGACGGGGUGACCUGUAGCGCCGCUGUCAGCGCGUGUGCUCGCGCGCAAGUUUGGCAGAGAAGCUGCUACCUGGCGACAAAGUCUUCGGCGGAUGCCGUGGCGCUCUCUGCCGCCCUGCGUGCUGGGUCUUGGGAGAGGGCCAUCAACCUGCUCACGCAUAUGCUCCACCUCGGCUUGGAAGUCGAUGCGGUCAGCGUGGGGGCCGCUGUUACUUCUUGCCAGGUGGCGGCAGCGUGGGUGGCAGCGAUGGCGCUUGUCCAGCAGAUGUCUUUCUUGGUCAAUCUGAACCGUCUGGUCUGCCAUGCCGCGAUGAUCGCUUGCCAGCGUAUGUCUGCGCACCUGGCCGCCAUGGCACUGCUGAAGAGCAUGGUCGGAUGGAAGGUGAGAGCCGACUGCAUCGGCUUUGCCAUCGUCUGCAAUGCCUGCGCGAGCGCGGAGGCCUGGGUGGAAGGAAGCGCGGCGCUGGCCUGGAUGCAGGAGAAGCUGAUCAGCAGUGACAUGGUGGCCUGCAACUCCGUCCUUUGCUCCUUGGGCCUGCGCUGGCGAUUGGCCGCGCUCCUUUGCCAAGGCUCAGCUAAGCUCAUGACCUCGCCGGAUGUCGUGAGCUGCAACACACUGAUGGGCAGCUGCACGAGAGGAAGCGCUUGGCUGGCGGCCGUCCAGGCGCAUGCCGCGAUGCACGUGGCUGCUCUGCAGCCGAACGCCGUUAGCCAGAUGAGCCUCCUGGGAGCCUGGGAGCAGGUGCGUCGAUGGCCCAAGGCACUCUCUUCCCUCCGCGCUUCCUCGGCAGCUUACGGGGCUGCCAUCUCUUCGUGUGCGAGGUGCAGCCAGGCCACAGUGGCUCAAAAGCUGCUGAGGGAGAUGGCGAAGGAGACAGUGCGGAAAAACCUCCUUUGUGUCAAUGCGGCCAUGUCUGGGCACGAUCGCCAGGGUUCCUGGGAAGAGGCGCUUUCUUUCCGGAUGGCCGGGUCGGCCGACGGGUUGGGGAUCGACUGCAUUUCGCUCUCGACCAUCGCAUCUGCCUCAGAGCGCGGCUCCGCAUGGCACGCGGCGAUGGAAGUGCUUUCUCUAGCAGCUGCGUGUUGCGUCCGUCUCGACCUACUUUGCUGCGGCCUGGUGCUUAACGCCUGCAGUCGCUCCCAGCUCUGGACGCUAGCCCUGAGUGCGUGCAGCGCAUUGGCAAGCCGACACUUGGUCGUGGAUGGCGCUUGCACUGCCGCGGCCCUGGGAGCAUGGGUGGCUGGCAGGCACUGGGCGGAAGCCCUGGAGCUUUGGCACUGUUUCAAAGACGUGGGAUCGAUCUGCGGGGACGUAGACGUCGCCCGCAAUGCUGCCGUUGCUGCCAUGGGGAGGCUUGCUCAGUGGAGGAUGUCUCUUGAGCUUCUUCCUGGCGGAGUCGUGAAGGCGCAGGAUGCUGUUGGCUAUUCUGCCGCGAUCCUGGCCUUUGAAAGAUCAGGCGAAUUCGACCUCGUUCUACACUUCCUCACGGGAAUGGUCCCAAGCGCACUUACUCCGGACCCCCGCACAGUCGAGGCCGCUGUCCGCGCGGCAUCGUUGCAGGGCGGCCAGGCCAAGGUUGCGAAGCUCUUGGGCGCCUUGGGCGACGAGGCCUUCCUUAACGACGAAACGUUGGCAGCCCUGUAUUCAGCGACUGCUUACUACAAAAAAGGUCCAUAA
This is a messenger RNA of Symbiodinium sp. CCMP2592, 1887 nucleotides long. NCBI's taxonomy places the organism in Eukaryota, Dinophyceae, Suessiales, Symbiodiniaceae. The record is from the annotation of a GenBank genome assembly.